UUUACGGCGAUUUUUUUUAUUAAUAAGGUAAAAAUAACACAUGGGAUUUUCCGUCUGUGUGUAAUCUUCCUAGCAACAAUUCAUUGAAGCCAUUCUCAGAUUCACGACAGCAGUUCCGGUAAUAAGCUAACUCCGAGACCAGCUCGGAAGAAUUGGAACUUAGUUUUUGGAAGAUGAUUGGGAACCCUGUAAUUCAAGUUCCCUCAUCACUAAUGCCAUCUUCUUCAAUGAUGGCUUGCCCUCGAGUUUCUCCCAGUGGGCUUCCUUAUCUCCCACCUAAACCUAGAACUAGACACUUAGUGGUCAGAGCUGCAUCCAAUUCACAUGGUCAGCCGUCGUCUGAUGAAGGGAAGAGUCCUCUCACGGUUGUGUUGGAUGUGCCGAGGAACAUAUGGAGACAGACUUUGAAACCUCUGAGUGAUUUUGGGUUUGGUAAGAGAAGUGUUUGGGAAGGUGGGGUUGGUUUGUUUAUCGUCUCUGGUGCUACACUUCUCGCUCUUAGCUGGGCUUGGUUGCGAGGGUUUCAAAUGCGGGCCAAGUUCAAGAAAUAUCAGACUGUCUUUGAGCUUAGUCAAGCCUCUGGGAUUUGCACGGGAACACCGGUUAGGAUCCGUGGUGUGACUGUUGGUACUGUUAUCCGUGUGAAUCCUUCCUUGAAGAACAUUGAAGCUGUUGCUGAGAUUGAAGAUGAUAAGAUCAUUAUCCCUAAGAACUCAUUGGUUGAGGUGAAUCAGUCUGGUCUUUUGAUGGAAACUAUGAUCGACAUUACGCCGAGGAAUCCUAUACCGGAACCUUCCGUUGGGCCUUUGCAUCCGGAAUGUGGUAGAGAAGGUCUGAUUGUUUGUGAUAGGCAGAAGAUAAAGGGAGAGCAAGGAGUGAGUUUAGAUGCACUAGUUGGAAUAUUCACUCGCAUUGGACGUGAAGUAGAGGAGAUUGGUGUUGUCAAUGCUUAUACCCUUGCUGAGAGAGCGGCGUCGGUUAUUGAAGAAGCGAAACCGUUGCUCAGAAAGAUUCAAGCCAUGGCUGAAGAUGCUCAACCUUUGCUCUCUGAGUUUCGUGAUAGCGGUUUGCUUAAGGAAGUUGAGUGUCUUACUCGAAGCCUUACCCAAGCUUCUGACGAUAUGAGAAAGGUUCAUUCGUCGAUUAUGACACCUGAGAACACAGAACUAAUCCAGAAGUCAAUAUACACUCUGGUUUACACUUUGAAGAACGUCGAGAGCAUAAGCUCAGAUAUUCUGGGAUUCACAGGCGAUGAAGCCACAAGAAAGAACCUUAAACUACUCAUCAAAUCCCUCAGUAGGUUAUUAUGAAACCAAGGUAUUUAAAAGAUGAGCAAUGUUGAUUAUUUUUCUAUAAUUGUGUUUUGGAUUCAACAUGAGAGAGACGAUUCAGUUUAUACGAACAGCAAAGCUGUGUGUGUUCUGCAUUAAUGAAUUUCCUCAAAAUCA
Brassica napus (rape) is the source of this 1448-nucleotide messenger RNA. Its product is annotated as protein TRIGALACTOSYLDIACYLGLYCEROL 2, chloroplastic. The record is from RefSeq and is a predicted model, not a curated record. The transcript is spliced from 6 exons. The coding region runs from base 174 to 1310 and encodes 378 amino acids. Gene Ontology annotation, molecular function: phospholipid binding; lipid carrier activity. Gene Ontology annotation, cellular component: chloroplast inner membrane. NCBI's taxonomy places the organism in Eukaryota, Viridiplantae, Streptophyta, Magnoliopsida, Brassicales, Brassicaceae.